AUGUUCGGGCCGACGGCGACGGCGUCGCACGUGCUCGUGAAGGAUCGAGCGCGCGCGGAGGCGCUCAAGGCGGAGAUCGAAGCCGACGUCGCCGGAGGCGCACCGUUACGAGCGAAAUUCGCGCGCGUGGCGGAGCAGCACUCGACGUGUCCGAGCGCCAAGAAGGGCGGCGAGCUCGGCGCGUUCAAGCCGGGACAAAUGGUCAAGGAGUUCGACGCCGUCGUCUUCAGCGGCGAGAUCGGCGCCGUCCUAGGGCCGGUGGACACGCAGUUCGGCAGUCAUUUAAUCUUGGUCACCGAUCGCGAGGAGGCGAAGAAGUGA
Ostreococcus lucimarinus CCE9901 is the source of this 321-nucleotide messenger RNA. RefSeq lists its product with no specific name. NCBI's taxonomy places the organism in Eukaryota, Viridiplantae, Chlorophyta, Mamiellophyceae, Mamiellales, Bathycoccaceae. The record is from RefSeq and is a predicted model, not a curated record. The coding region runs from base 1 to 321 and encodes 106 amino acids. Gene Ontology annotation, molecular function: peptidyl-prolyl cis-trans isomerase activity. The transcript has a single exon.